This is a messenger RNA of Notolabrus celidotus (New Zealand spotty), 1904 nucleotides long. RefSeq names its product 5-hydroxytryptamine receptor 3A-like. The coding region runs from base 423 to 1766 and encodes 447 amino acids. Gene Ontology annotation, biological process: monoatomic ion transmembrane transport; regulation of membrane potential; nervous system process. The record is from RefSeq and is a predicted model, not a curated record. Gene Ontology annotation, cellular component: neuron projection; membrane; synapse. Gene Ontology annotation, molecular function: neurotransmitter receptor activity; transmembrane signaling receptor activity; extracellular ligand-gated monoatomic ion channel activity. NCBI's taxonomy places the organism in Eukaryota, Metazoa, Chordata, Actinopteri, Labriformes, Labridae. The transcript has 9 exons.
UUCAAUUAACCACGUAUGUAACAUAGGCGAAAAUUUAGAAGGGACUCAAAAAUUCAAAUUUACGAAUGUAGGAGUCUGUCAAUCUUAAAAUAAGGUGCCCAAUCAUCAAAUUGUGGCUUUUUUGUGUACUAAAGACAGAUAUCUAAUAUUCAAAGAUGAUAAUUAAACAGAACCACAAAAGGUAUUUGUGAUUUGCAGGUGUCCGUCACAUGUCUUUCUUUCCUUUCUGCCUCCACUCCUGAUGUCACACUGCGCCCUCCUCAUGUUGACUCUCUGCAGUAAGGAGACGACUUCUUUCACACAUGUGCAGCGCAAUAAAUGGGAUCUAUUGAUGCCUCUUCCUGUGUAUUGUUGUACUGUUUGUGUAACACGGCUCUGUGCUUUAAAAGCCUGUGCACAGGUGGAGAUGAAGGCAAACAGCCAUGGUCUUUCUCAGGGUUUUCACUCUUCUCUCUUUCAUUGCAGGUGUGUUGAGCAGUCAGACUCCAGACUGCUCAUAUUUAGGUCUUCUGACUAACCUGACGCUGACACCUGCAAGCGAAACUCUACAAAUCAUGCGGCCUGUGAAAAACUGGACCACACCAACCGAAGUAAGGCUGGACAUGGUGAUGUAUGGGAUUUUACACGUGGAUGAGAAGUCUCAAACAGUGGAGAGUCAUAUCUGGACCCAGAUGACUUGGCGGAAUGAGUUCCUGACCUGGAAUCCUGCUGACUUUUGUGGGAUAAAAAGGUUGAACGUCCCAAGAUCCAAGAUGUGGCUCCCGGAUAUAUCCAUCCAAGAGGAUACCUCGGACACUAGCACCACUUUUUAUGGCCCUCUUGUUUAUUUGGAUCACACUGGUCUUGUGAUUGGGAACUCACGCCAACGGCUGACCUCUACCUGUCGGCUGAACCUCGCCAUGUUCCCCUUCGAUUCACAAAACUGUACAAUGACAUUUGUGUCCAUGAGCAGUGACGCGGAACAAAUGUCGCUUGGGUCACUCACCAAUGACACCCUGCUUUCUAAACUCUCUGAGCAGAUCAUGGUCACAAACGGAGAAUGGGAGCUUGACCAUCUGGAAAUAGGGUAUAAGCUUUUUGCUAAAGAUGGUGUCCACCAGGACAUGCUCGUGUACACGAUUACAAUAUCCAGGAAGCCACUGCUUUAUGUAAUCAACCUGAUCGUGCCACUGCUCUACCUUCUGGUUCUGGACUUGGCCUCUUUCUUCAUCAGUGAAGGCAGAGGAGAAAAGCUGAGCUUCAAAGUGACCAUUCUGCUCUCCAUCUCUGUCUUACUGCUCAUUCUUCAGGACAUGCUGCCAUCCACUGAGUCCUCCAUGCCAUAUAUUGCCAUAUAUUGUGUUGUCAUCUUCGCUGUGGUGGGGCUUAGUGUUCUUGAAGCCAUGGUGGUGAGCUUCCUUAUUGACCUUGAUGGUUAUUGUGCCACCAUGGCUCCAUCCCCUGAUGAUAGCCAGGAUGAGAUUGAGCUGGAAGAUGGCUACCACAAAGAGCCCACUGGAGCUGAAGAGGAAGGCCAGGUGAAACAAGGGAAAAGUUUUCCUCCCAUGGUCGGUCCUAACUGCUUAGCGCCUCUGGAAUCAAUCCUGAAGGAAGUGAAGGCAGCUCGACUUGGAGUCAAGAAACAAAGAGAGGAGGAAAAAAAAGAAGGCCGUUACAAAAGAAUUGCCGGAAUAAUAGACCACAUAUUCUUCUUCCUGUAUUUUUCAACUGUUGUGGUUUUUCUGUCAUACAUGAACAUAAUGUGGCUGUGCAACCUCUACAAAUAAUGUGUGUGUAAUCUGACACCUUUCACAUAUGCAGUGAUGGAGUAAAAAAGAGUCAUUGUUUUCAUAAACAUCCUUCCUGUAUUUACUGCAUGCAACAAAUGUUUACUGGAGGACAAUAAAGCUCAAUUGGAAUCAUGA